UCAGUUUCUUAGUCUGUUGCUAGAAGAUAUCAACAAUGAGUUUGCAGGGUAAGCUAGAAGCUCAUUUAGAGAUUAAGGCUUCAGCUGAAAAGUUUCAUGAGAUAUUCACUCAUAAGCCACACCAUUGUUCCAGCGCCAGUCCCGGCAUAGUUAACAGCUGUGAUUUACAUGAAGGUGAUUGGGGCACAGUCGGCAGUAUUAUUUGCUGGGAUUAUGUUCAUGAUGGGAAGAAAUGUAUUGCAAAGGAGGUCAUUGAAGCCAUAGAUUCUGAAAAAAACUUUAUUAGAUUCAAGUUGAUUGAAGGAGAUCUGCUGAAGGAGUACAAGAGCUUCUCUUUUAAUAUCCAAGUUACCCCAAAACAAAAUGGUGAAGGCAGCAUAGUUCACUGGCUUCUGGAAUACGAGAAGAUAAGUGACAAAGUUGCACAUCCAGAAACAUUGCUUGCUCUUGUUCUGGACUUGUCCAAGGACAUUGAUGCUCACCUGACCGAGCAAGCAUAAUAUAUAUAUAUAUAUAUAUAUAUAUACACAUAUAUGUAGCAUGCUGUUUGUGAUCUGAGGGAACUUUGUGUGUUUAUGUUCUUUAAAUUAUUAUAAUAAUCCAUGUCAAAUAAAUUAUAGCUUGUAUUUGCAUGUGUGGUGUAAUCAUUUUCCUAAUGAUGUCAAUUUCCCCUUGUUUGGAGUUUCAUCUUUGUAACUACUUAAAGAUUUCAUGUCUUAAAUAAAUGAUGAUAUGUACACCUCGUUAAUGUUCA
Messenger RNA from Carica papaya (papaya), 754 nucleotides. Its product is annotated as MLP-like protein 43. Lineage: Eukaryota; Viridiplantae; Streptophyta; Magnoliopsida; Brassicales; Caricaceae. Gene Ontology annotation, biological process: defense response. The record is from RefSeq and is a predicted model, not a curated record.